Messenger RNA from Nannospalax galili (Upper Galilee mountains blind mole rat), 520 nucleotides. RefSeq names its product translocase of inner mitochondrial membrane 10B (gene Timm10b). The transcript has 3 exons. Lineage: Eukaryota; Metazoa; Chordata; Mammalia; Rodentia; Spalacidae. The record is from RefSeq and is a predicted model, not a curated record. Gene Ontology annotation, cellular component: mitochondrial intermembrane space chaperone complex. The coding region runs from base 71 to 376 and encodes 101 amino acids.
AGAGAAUACUUCCGGGGCGGUCCGGAGACACCGGGACGGAAGUGACGUAGGCCAUCGCGUCCGGGGCGGGAUGGAGCAGCAGCAGCAGCAACAACUGAGAAACUUGCGAGACUUCUUGUUGGUCUACAAUCGGAUGACCGAGCUGUGCUUCCAGCGCUGUGUGCCCAGCCUGCACCACCGAGCUCUGGACGCCGAGGAGGAGGCCUGUCUGCACAGCUGUGCAGGGAAGCUGAUCCAUUCCAACCACCGCCUGAUGGCGGCCUACGUGCAUCUCAUGCCCGCCCUGGUCCAGCGCCGCAUCGCAGACUACGAGGCUGCCUCGGCCGCGCCAGGGGUUUCUGUAGAACAGUCUAGAGAUUCGUCACCGGGCAGCUAGCUGUCUUUGCAGCCAGGAGAGAAGGUGCUUGGAUGGACCGUCUGUGGACCUCAGCUUGGCGAAAUGUGUGCAGAGAUUGAACCUGAAAGCUGGGUACUGUUGCUCCUUUUCCUGGAGCCAAUAAACCCGGUUUUUACUACUGGG